This is a messenger RNA of Diabrotica balteata, 3772 nucleotides long. The record is from the annotation of a GenBank genome assembly. NCBI's taxonomy places the organism in Eukaryota, Metazoa, Arthropoda, Insecta, Coleoptera, Chrysomelidae.
AUGACAGACAAAAAAAAACAGAGUACAAAGGAUAAAGAGAAGAAUGUUAUUGAUGCCCAAUUUGUUAAUAGUGAGGAACCAAAGGAAAAAAUUAAGAAUGUAUCUUUUCUUCAGAUGUUUAGGUAUGCAAGUAGGUACGAUAAAUUUUUGAUGGUAUUGGGACUUUUGUCCGCAACCGGAACAGGAAUCUUACAACCACUAAAUACAAUUCUCUUUGGUACCCUUACAGGGGAUAUUAUUGAAUAUGCCAUGUCAAUACAAAUAAAUUUACCAGCCGAUCAGAAAAAAAUAGCAGAAGACAAAUUUUUUGAUGGUAUACGACAUUUUGCCCUAAUGAAUUCUCUGAUUGGAGUAGGAAUGUUUGUUUUCAGUUAUCUCGCAACAGUCACCUUUAACUAUUCUGCUAUGAGACAGAUAUUCAAAAUAAGGUCUGCAUAUUUAAAAUCCAUUUUAAAUCAAGAUGUAGGUUGGUACGAUAUCAAUCAAACUGGAGAUUUUGCCAGUAGGAUGUCAGACGAUUUGUACAAAUUUGAAGACGGCAUAGGAGAAAAAGUACCGGUAUUCUGGAGUUUUCAAGCUGUUUUUUUAACUUCACUUGUCAUAGCCCUUGUGAAAGGAUGGGAACUUGCUUUAAUAUGUUUAACCUCCCUACCCGCCACAUUAAUAACAAUCGGAAUUGUAGGACUUCUUACCACAAAAUUAGCAAAAAAUGAAUUGGAAGCCUAUGGCGCAGCAGGAUCAAUAGCUGAAGAAGCCCUGUCUUUAAUAAGGACCAUAACUGCUUUUGGAGGCCAAAAGAAAGAAGUAGACAGAUAUAAUAAAAAUUUAGUGGAAGCCAAAAACAAUAAUAUAAGAAGAUCGAUGUUUAACGCAUUAGGUUUUGGUCUAUUGUGGUUAAUGAUUUAUGCCAGUUAUGCUCUGGCAUUCUGGUAUGGUGUAAAAUUGGUUUUAAGGGAUCGAACAGCGAAGAAUCAAAUAUAUACUCCUAGUAAUAUGGUUACUGUUUUCUUUAGCGUAAUGACAGGAUCUAUGAACUUUGGUAUUGCAUCUCCUUAUAUAGAGGCAUUUGGAAUCUCAAAAGCGGCUGCUUCAAAAAUUUUUAGUGUAAUUGAUCAUAUACCGACAAUUAAUUUAUCGAAAGGAAAUGGAAAAAAACUAAACGUUCUCAAAGGAAAUGUACAAUUUAAAGAUGUGUCUUUCCAUUAUCCGUCUAGAAAAGAUGUACCGAUAUUAAAAGGAUUAAGUUUGAACAUUAAAUCUGGAGACACUGUGGCACUCGUAGGCAGUUCGGGCUGUGGAAAAUCUACAGUUAUUCAGUUAAUUCAACGGUUAUAUGAUGCAGAGUCUGGAGAGGUUACCAUAGACGGAAACAAUAUUAAAGAUUACGAUUUAGCUUGGCUAAGAAGCCAAAUAGGAGUUGUAGGUCAAGAACCAAUUCUUUUCGGAACAUCCAUUGCAGAAAAUAUUAGGUAUGGUAAAGAUGGAGUAACAGAGGAAGAUAUCAUUCAAGCAACUAAAAAAGCUAAUGCUCAUAACUUUAUUAAGGCUCUUCCUAACGGAUAUAAUACAUUGGUUGGAGAGAAAGGAGCUCAACUCUCAGGUGGACAAAAACAAAGAAUAGCUAUAGCUAGAGCUUUGGUAAGAAAUCCUACUCUACUACUUUUGGAUGAAGCUACAUCUGCACUGGAUAAUACUAGUGAAGCUAAAGUACAAGCAGCUCUAGAUGCGGCGAGUGUUGAAUGUACAACUAUAAUUGUAGCCCACAGGCUGUCAACUAUUCGAGGUGCAAAUAAAAUUAUCGUACUUUCUCAAGGAGUUGUGGUAGAAGAAGGAACUCACGACGAACUAAUGGAACUUAAACAAGAAUACUAUAGGUUAGUAACAGCCCAAGUCAAAUCAUCGGAACAGUUUGAAGUCGCUGAAAAGAAGAAAGUAAUAAGAGCUAUUAGCUUAGCAGAAAGUAGUACAGGGUCUGACCAUCACAUCGAGGCUACGGAAGAAGAUAAUGAAGACGAUUUCAAUGAAAAUAAGGACGUUUCCGUUUUUGAAAUACUUAAGAUGAAUGCUCCAGAAUGGCCUUAUAUUUUAUUUGCUGGUCUUGGGUCAAUUGUCGUUGGUUGUGGAAUGCCCGUUUUUGCAGUCUUGUUUGGUAGCAUUUUGGGGACAUUAGCAAAUGGUGAUCCGGACUUUGUAAGAUCUGAAACCAAUAGAUAUUGCUUAUAUUUUGUGUUGGGAGGACUCAUUACUAUGGUAUCUGUAUUUACUCAGAUGUAUCUAUUGGGAAUUGCUGGUGAGAAAAUGACAGAAAGAGUUAGAAGUCGAUUAUUCAAAGCAAUUAUAUACCAGGAAAUAGGCUUCUUCGACAAGAAAACAAAUGGAGUUGGAGCACUUUGUGCAAAAUUGUCUUCAGAUGCUUCUAACAUUCAAGGGGCAACAGGAAUUCGAGUUGGAACUAUUCUUCAAUCAAUAGCCACAUUUUGCUUAGCAAUUGGUCUAUCCAUGUAUUAUGAAUGGAAAUUAGGAUUAGUUACAGCAGCUUUUACACCUGUUAUUUUGAUUGCUAUGUUCUUUGAAAGAAGAAACACCCGAGGUGGAAACGAUUCAAGAGAUUCCGCACUACAAAAAUCAACAAGAACUGCAGUAGAAGCCGUUGGAAAUAUCCGAACGGUUGCCUCCUUAGGCUUAGAGGAAAAGUUUCAGCAGAUUUACGAAUCUGAGCUUAUGCCCCAUUAUAAAUCUUCAUUAAAAACGGUUCACUGGAGAUCAAUUGUGUUUGGUCUUUCCAGAAGUUUGUUGUUCUUUGCUUAUGCUACCGCAAUGUAUUACGGCGGAUUUUUGAUAAGGGAUGGAUUGCCUUACGACAGAGUAUUUAAAGUAUCUCAAGCACAAAUUAUGGGUACAAUUUCAAUUGCGAACUCACUGGCGUUUUCUCCGAACUUUGCGAAAGGUGUAGCAGCAGCAAAAAAAGUUAAAAGCUUUCUUUCUAGAAUUCCACUCAUUCGUGAUUUACCUUCUUCACGAAAAAUGGAUAAGGCAACUGGCGACUUCAGUUUUUCACAAAUUGAAUUUACAUAUCCAACACGACCUAACGUAUUAAUUCUAAAAGGACUUAAUUUGGAUAUUUUAAAUGGAAAAACUGUAGCGCUAGUGGGAGAAAGUGGUUGCGGAAAGUCUACGAUAAUUCAACUCAUUGAGAGAUUCUAUGAUCCUAAGUCGGGAGAAGUAAAAAAUGGAUGGUGUAGACUUAAAAGAUAUAUCACUAGAUUCGUUGAGGUCGCAUAUGGGUAUAGUAUCACAAGAACCAAAUCUUUUUAAUAAAUCUAUUGCUGAAAACAUUGCUUAUGGGGAUAAUUCGAGGGAGGUUCCUAUGGAUGAGAUAAUUCAAGCUGCCAAAAAUGCAAAUAUUCAUAAUUUUAUAACAGGAUUACCUAAAGGAUAUGAAACCAAACUAGGAGAAAAGGCUGUUCAGUUGUCUGGGGGGCAAAAACAAAGAAUUGCAAUUGCCAGAGCGUUAGUAAGAAAUCCAAAAGUUUUACUUCUUGAUGAAGCCACAUCUGCACUGGACACCGAAAGUGAAAAGGUUGUUCAAGAAGCUCUAGAUCAAGCUAAAAAAGGAAGGACAUGUGUUACAAUUGCGCACAGGUUAACAACCAUACAAGAUGCAGACUUGAUAUGUGUAGUAGAAAAUGGUGUAAUUGCUGAAGCCGGAAGCCAUCAAGAACUUUUGCAAAAGGAGGGACUAUACUACAAAUUAUAUACUCAGAAAACGUAG